CACUUAACAGAUCCACUCCACUCAUUUUUCUCUUCAGAAAAAGAGCAGGCCUCCAAGACAUGAAACCAAAACAAAACAUAACAAGAUACAACAAGACAAGGCAACCCUACCAAAGGAGUCCCAACACAUAAGCUGAGAGCCACUGAUUUAAAGGUUUCUUUAGGAUCAAGAAAGAAUCAAAAAGAUGAAGAGUGGUCAGUGAGCCAGCGACAGAAGCAAGCAGAUGUCAACAAAUGAAGAUUUGUUUAGAGGAUGCUGCUAUUGCUGUUGCUUAUAGAGUCUGCUGAAUACCACACUGUAUGUGCUAUCUCCAGAGGAAAGAAACAAUGAUGUAUUCAGUCUACAAACAGAGGAAUCCACAACCAACUAGACCCAGAUGACUUUAUGACCACAGCCUGAUUUAAACUGUUCGAAAGGAUGAACAAUGUCACAGAAUUCAUCCUCCUGGGCUUGACUCAAGACCCAGAUUUGCAGAAACUCUUAUUUAUUGUGUGCUUAAUAAUCUAUUUGAUCACACUGGCAGGUAACAUGCUCAUCUCAAUCACCAUCUUCAUCAGCCCAGUCCUUGCUACUACCCCCAUGUACUUUUUUCUGUCCUACUUGUCCAUCAUAGAUGGUUUCUACUCUUCUUCCAUAGCACCCAAAAUGAUCUAUGACUUGAUCUCUGAGCAGAGGAGCAUAUCCUUCAAUGGCUGCAUGACUCAGCUUUUUGCUGAACACUUUUUUGCUGCUGAUGAAAUCAUCUUGCUGAUUGCUAUGGCCUAUGAUCGCUACGUAGCCAUCUGCAAGCCUUUGUACUACAUGACCAUCAUGAGCAAACAUGUCUGUAUAUUCUUAGUGAUGGCUGCUGUAAUCUUGGGAUUCAUCCAUGGAGGAAUACAGACUUUAUUUAUGGCCCAGUUACCAUUCUGUGGCCCCAAUACCAUCAACCACUUUAUGUGUGAUUUAAUACCACUCCUGGAGUUGGCUUGCACUGACACUCACACUCUGGGGCCGCUGAUUGCUGCAAACAGUGGGUCACUGUGUUUACUUACUUUCUGUAUGCUGGUUGCUUCCUAUAUAGUCAUCCUUCACUCCCUGAGGAAUCAUAGUUCAGAAGGGCGUCGCAAAGCCCUGUCUACCUGUGCAUCUCAUGUCACUGUUGUUGUCUUAUUCUUUGUACCUUGUUCAUACCUGUACCUAAGGCCCAUGACCUCCUUACCCACGGACAAAGCUGUGACUGUGUUUUGCACUCUGGUGACACCUAUGUUGAACCCUUUAAUCUAUACCCUCAGAAAUGAGGAGGUCAAAAAGGUUAUGAAGAAGCUCUGGGGUCAAAUGUGGAAAGCUGGUGAUGCAUAAACCUGGUGAUUUGUAUUUUUAAAAACAAUGUUUAGUGCUGUUUCAUGA
Peromyscus eremicus (cactus mouse) is the source of this 1389-nucleotide messenger RNA. RefSeq names its product olfactory receptor 4C45-like. Gene Ontology annotation, cellular component: membrane. The record is from RefSeq and is a predicted model, not a curated record. The transcript is spliced from 4 exons. Gene Ontology annotation, molecular function: olfactory receptor activity; G protein-coupled receptor activity. Gene Ontology annotation, biological process: G protein-coupled receptor signaling pathway. Bases 418 to 1341 code for a protein of 307 amino acids. NCBI's taxonomy places the organism in Eukaryota, Metazoa, Chordata, Mammalia, Rodentia, Cricetidae.